AUGCUAUCAAAUUUGGAUGCUCUGAUCGUUCAUUCCCCAAACAUCUGCUGUGAUGGUGAGGUGUCUGGUACUGUUCGCAAAAUAGGCCGCAAGUAGAAUAACGAGGCCCUGGGGUAGCUUGCAUAGGAUAGCUCCCAUCCAGGGAUUUUUUUAUUUCGAUAAAUCCCCACAACGCUCAGUGCAGGAUGGAACUUUGUGGUGUGUUUCUGCAACGGACGGCCAUGCUGAUCGCAGUUCUAAUUACCGGGAGCUUUGUUCUGUCAAAUUGUGCAACUAUACCGUCAACUCUAAAUUGUAUUCACAACGUUGCAAGGUGCAAAUUUGUCGGAGCUUCCGAGCGGAUACUCAAUGACCAUCAGCUACCCACAUACCAGCUGGCGAUAAGUGGGUAUGACGGGAAAUCGAAUAUCACGGUUUCAUUCAUAGACAGUGUGCUGGAGUACGUCCCCGAAUUGGUCUUUGCAUCACUUCCAAAUGUUACUGAUAUUCAGUUAACCAGGACGCAGACAUGCAUUCUGCAUGAGAGAGCUUUUCACGGGUUAGAGCAUGUUGACGCAAUUAUGAUAGCAGAAAAUCCAAUACAGGCCCUGCCGCAAACCAUCUUCCAUGGAUUAUAUACGCUACGAACACUAAAGCUUAUCGAUAUCGGCCUGACAACAGUUGCUUCCGAAUGGUUUCGUGAUCUAACUUUGAUGGAUUCCUUGAUCGUGUCAAACAAUCGCAUAACAACGUUAGAACCCAAUGUGUUUCAAUAUUGUCCAAACAUCCGGGAUUUAGAUUUAUCAGCUAAUUUAAUUGAAAGUUUGCCAGAAACGGUAUUUGAUUCACUAAGUGAUGUGGAGUCUAUAAAACUGGAUAGUAAUCGCUUGGAGAAUGCACCAGAAAAUCUGUUCUCCAACACAGGCGAUCUACGAACAAUAACUCUCAGUAACAAUUCCCUAACACUUAUUUCGCCUAUUUUACUGCGAAACCUAAGCAAUCUAGAGGAGCUUAACUUGCGUUGGAAUCAGAUAGAAGAUUUUCAGCUGCUGUUUUUCCCGUCGAUUCAACCAUUUGCCCUAGAUCUGCGAAAUAAUUUGCUCACUUAUUUUGAUCGAACCAUGCUCACUGUGCUAGAAAAUCUUGAUGCCAUAUGGCUCAAUAAUAAUCGCAUUAGUGGCAUCGCGCCUGAUACGUUUCAUGACGCGGUCAACACGACGUUGAUCGAACUCAAUGAUAACUAUCUGGAAGAGCUACCAGUGGAGCUACUGGCUGGGCUCACCCAUUUGCGGGUAUUUGCGGCUAGCAAUAAUAAAAUAAAGUCAGUCCCAGAGGAGCUAUUCCUUGAGAAUCUGGAGGUGAAGGAGAUACACCUAUCAAGCAAUUUGAUCGAAACUUUUCCAUCGAAGUUUUUCGCCGAACUUCCCAUCCUAGAGGCGUUGUAUCUCGACCGAAACAACCUCAUAGAGAUACAGGAAGAUGCUUUUGUGGAUUGUCCGAUUCUACGUGUUAUAGAAUUGAGCUAUAAUCACCUGGUCUCAAUGCCACCGCGUAUUUUUCAAAAACAGCAAGAAAGCAUUGAAUCGCUUGAGGCCAAGGCUAACCUUUUGUCAAGUAUAGAGUUUGUGAAAAACUUAAAGCAUCUCAAAACCUUAAACCUUGAAGGAAACCAAGUGAGCGAGCUGCAGGGAGGAGAAUUCAACGGCUCGUCCAAUAUAACUCAUUUGAUGUUGGCGUAUAAUCAUUUGCAUCGGUUGUCGAAUGAAAGUUUCCAAGGUCUCUAUAACCUACAGGUGUUAAACUUGUCAAAUAAUACAAUUAACUAUAUCGACCCUGAUACAUUCGUCGGGAUACGAACUCUUCAUGAGCUUUAUCUUAACGGAAAUGAUAUAGCCAGCCUACCAGAAGAUGUAUUUGUUUCUCUGGUGGCGCUCGAGAAGCUUUCGUUGCGAGACAAUGGGCUUGAACAGAUUUCAGUCAGGAUAAUACAAAACCUACCUCGUCUAAAACACCUCGAUCUAUCUAACAAUCCGAUAGCAAACAUUCCAGACCAAUUUCUUCAACGGAACAUGAACCUAGAACGACUGUCGUUAAACGAGGUACGCCUGCAGCGACUCAGUAAAAAAAUUAUACCCGAACCAAAGCUGAUGAAAUAUAUCAGCCUAGAAAGGUGCUCCAUCGUAGAGAUUGACCCGGAAGCAUUUUGGUUGUUUGGUUCGGUGUACUCAUCGGAGGUAUAUUUGCGCGAAAACGAGCUAACUAUUCUUCCGAAAGGAUUGUUCCGCACUUCUCAGAUGUUGUCAGUGUUGGAUUUGUCGUUCAAUCGUCUCACUCAUUUGAACCCGGAUACUUUUGCUUCCAAUAGCUCGUUGCGUGAGCUUUACCUGGAAGGUAACAAUAUUCGCCAGCUGGCGGCAGGAGAUUUAGCCAUUUUCCAUAGCCUCAAGAUACUGAACUUGAGAAAUAACUGUAUUGAAUGGAUUCCCGAAGGUACGUUCGAGGGGUUAGAUAAUUUGGAAAUCCUGGAUAUAGGCUACAAUAAGCUGACACAGCUACCGUUACAUGUGUUUGCCAACCUGAUCAACCUGCAAAUCAUUAGCCUUGGUGGAAUGCUGCUGCAAUCACUUGACAGGGACUUAUUUAUCAACCAGUCCAAUCUAGAGAAGGUUUUUCUACAAGAUAAUAUGUUGUAUAAAUUAGAGAACGAUUUGUUUCGGAACAAUGUUUUAAUGACGCAUUUGAGUAUCGCCAACAAUUCUUUCGCCAGCUUUCCAUUGCACAAUUAUAAACAACUUAAUGAAUCUCUGCGUUUCCUUCACAUGUCAGACAACAUGAUUGAUUCUUUCAUUGUUACACCGGCAUUAACUGAGUUAAAGGCAUCACGCAACAACAUCUCACUCAUUUUGGCAAUGGCCAAUGUGGAACCGUCUCUGGUUAACAUCGACCUAUCAUCUAAUCGGCUUUCUUCGAUGGAACAACUCAAAGAUUUUAAGCAUCUGGAGUCAUUAAAUGUAGCUCAUAAUCCGCUAGUUCUGUUUGAUUUUACACAACUAGGUGUGUUCUACAAGCUUAAUCAUUUCAACGCUUCCUCUUUGGAUGUGCCAUCGUUAAAUCUAACAACCGAUGGUAUGUUGCUACCAACAUUAACCAGCCUAGAUUUGUCCAACAAUGGGUUACUUACGGUAUCGGUAGAAUUUUUAAGAAGUUUUCCACGGCUUGCAAGUCUCUAUCUUCAAAACAAUCCCCUACGCGAUUUUAAUUAUCAAUUCUUCUUUGAAGUGUUGCCAUCGUUAAGCCUUCUUGGACUAGACCCAUGAAAAAGAAAUAGACGAAAUAGCAAGAAUCUAGGAUGGUAUACAUUGUAUAGUCUGUAAUCGGGACAUUAUAAUGAACACAAAGCUGGGUUUAAAUGCUAUCUAUUGCAUAAAUCGCAAAUAAUAUGAAAUAGGUUUAAAAAACAGAUACAUUUGAAGAGCUAUUGAAAGAAUACUGGGAUAUUUGUAAAAGAUUUAAACUGACUUAAAAUAAAACAAAACUGCAGAAAUA
Molecule: messenger RNA, 3525 nt
Organism: Anopheles merus
Lineage: Eukaryota; Metazoa; Arthropoda; Insecta; Diptera; Culicidae
Product: protein artichoke-like
Exons: 2
Coding region: 186-3296 (1036 amino acids)
Molecular function (GO): protein binding
Source: RefSeq, a predicted model, not a curated record